This is a messenger RNA of Acipenser ruthenus (sterlet), 2251 nucleotides long. Its product is annotated as aggrecan core protein-like. Gene Ontology annotation, biological process: cell adhesion. The transcript has 10 exons. Lineage: Eukaryota; Metazoa; Chordata; Actinopteri; Acipenseriformes; Acipenseridae. The record is from RefSeq and is a predicted model, not a curated record. Gene Ontology annotation, molecular function: transmembrane signaling receptor activity; hyaluronic acid binding. Gene Ontology annotation, cellular component: plasma membrane. Bases 85 to 1476 code for a protein of 463 amino acids.
UAUAAAGUCACUGGAUUCUGACUAACUGCAGAAGAAUACACGACUGGAAUUCUCCACUCCAUAGCAAAUAUCACAGCUAUCACAAUGAAGAUUCUGUUCUGUUUGGCUAUCCUUCUGCACACAGCUACCUCUGAAAUGCAUGACAUUGUUGUUUCAGGGGUGUUCGAGUCCAGUAUCAUGACAUAUAAUUACACCCAAUCCAGAGAGUACUGUCUGUCGCAGAAUGCAACUUUAGCAACCUUAGAGCAGGUGACCAGAGCUCAGAACGCCAGCUUCCAGACCUGCAGGUAUGGAUGGGUCAAAGAGCAGCAGAUUAUUCUUGCCCGUGCCACAGCGACCAAAAGUUGUGGCAGCAAUAAUAUAGGCAUCAUUAAACAAGAGCCCUGUGGGUACUACAUUGCACCCAGUGCCUACUGCUACAAAUUUAACGUGGUGACAGGAGUAUUUCAUGUAGAUUCUCAGAGUGGUAAAUACAAUCUCACUUUUGCGGAAGCCAACUCUACCUGUGUGGGCCUUAAUGCAACCGUGGCAACUGAGAGUCAGCUUCGAGUCGCGCACGCUGCCGGAUUCCAGACCUGCAGGGCUGGGUGGGUAGCAGAGCAGAAGAUUUUCAUUUCUCGGACAACGCCGGCUGUUGAAUGCGCCAGUGGAGAAGUGGGGAUAAAGGAGUACCCAGGAACAAAUGAGAAAUCAGACGUGUUUUGCUUCAGAAGUGACUUGAAUCAUACCGAUGUAUACGUGGUCUAUCCACCAUUUGGGAACAGUAGCAUGACAUACAGUGAAGCUACGCAACAAUGCCUGUCCCUUGGGGAUAGCUUGGCAUCAAACGAGCAACUGAGAAGUGCACCCACACCCAUCUCUGACGGCAUACCCGGGUGGAGCAAAGACAAUGACGUGGUUCAGUUCUCCAGUGGCAAUCUGACAAUCACUCCGUGUGUCAAUGAACCCAGCCGGCUUGCUUCAGUCUACUGCUUCAACCCUAACAUCACAGAUUUUAUUCCAGUACACACCAAGGAUGACAAAUUGUGGCUCAAGAUCACCAUGGUUUGCAUUAUCGCCUCUAUAUUUAUCAUCCUGCUCAUGGCUGCCGCCUUCAUGAGAGGGAAUAACUGCAUCUGCUGUGCCAGACCUAAAAAGCCAGCGCAAGAUUCUACCCUAGAGAAAGACAAUGGACUGCACCAGCCCAGAUGGAACAAAACCAGCAUGUACAUCCCCAAAGAUGACAUAUUCCAUCAGAUUCCAGCAUACCAGAACAAUGACGCAGGAACCAAGCCAUCUGUGCUGAGCAAGGCCUUAAACACUGGCUACCGCUCUCAUACCUUCACUAACUAUGGCUUUGAAUCCACACCCGAGGACAGCGAGCACAGCUUCGACAAAACUCACCCGGACCGCAGCCCUGCUGGUGUGAAUCCUCAGGACGCGAGCCCCGGUGACUCUCACGUGUAUAGCAACGCUGGCUUUGACGGUACUUAUUAAGACCUCAAAUCAGACUCGACUCAGCGGUUAAGCAGUGAUGACUUUGACACAAAUCGGCGACCUCUGGAAUUGAAUGGACUUCCCCCCCACUGUAAAUUAUUUUUUUAAAUGUAUCUUACGUACAUCUGAAGAACGCUAGUCAUAAUAGUCACAUUUUUAAUGUUUCUUAUAGCAGCUAAGUACAAAAAAAAAUAUGAUGACUAUGGACUUUGUGCGAUGUAAAAAAAAAAAAAAAAAAAAAAAAAGCCACAUGAUUCAUCUUCACCGGAGUUAUGUGGUACUUUUUAAAAGCCCCUAGUGUGUCUGGGCAAGCUCAUGAAAAAAAAAAAACUGCAGUGGUUCAAAAUGCCAUUUAACUCUCACCUAAAUUCCAGCUAAUGUUUAUGUUUGCUAUGACUGUACAAGAAAUAUGUGGAGUUUCAGUACCGGAUCCAGACUUUCAUAAGAGAGAGGGGGGGUCAAGACUGUCAUGAUAAGAAACAUACUGUUAAACUAAACAGUAUUUUGGAUCUGCCCAUGGAGUUUUAUUACUAGGGUGUUUAAAACCAAAUUAACUUGACAGACUAUUAAGCUGUUUGGUUUUAGUUACCAAUAAUAAUAAUAAUAAUAAUAAAAAUAAUAAUAAUAAAAGUAGGUGUUGUUUAAAUACACUCAAAAAAUGUAAAUGAACAGAAACUGGUGUAAUUUGUAGGCUGCUAUUUGUUAUAUAAUGUAUUGUUUUUUGUAUUUUGUAAAUCUUGGGCAAUAUGGAAUAAAAUGUUUAUUGUUUGUUUCA